Molecule: messenger RNA, 918 nt
Organism: Saitoella complicata NRRL Y-17804
Lineage: Eukaryota; Fungi; Ascomycota; Saitoellomycetes; Saitoellales; Saitoellaceae
Exons: 1
Coding region: 1-918 (305 amino acids)
Biological process (GO): regulation of cyclin-dependent protein serine/threonine kinase activity
Cellular component (GO): nucleus; cyclin-dependent protein kinase holoenzyme complex
Molecular function (GO): cyclin-dependent protein serine/threonine kinase regulator activity; protein kinase binding
Source: RefSeq, a predicted model, not a curated record
AUGACGGAAGAUGAUGGGCGUUCUCCACCUCGAGAACCAGAUCCACAAACCGCCACGACCCUCUCCCCGCCAACAGACGCUCUUCACAACCCACUGGAAGAAACUAAAGACGGGAUUAGCAUCAACGACCUAACCCCUAUCGAAGCCCUCCAACUCAUUUGCCGCUACAUUGACACCCUCUAUAUCCCCGCCUCCCCUCCACCCCCCGCCCUCUCACCCACCGGCGAAAAAGUGAACCCAUUCCUCGAAUACGCUCCCUGCAUCGAAGGUGGUCAAGAAACAAAAGAACAAUGGGAAGCGCGCGAGCGUGAGGAGAAAAGGAUCCAGCGGGAUUGUAUUGCUAGACGAUUUUGGAGCAAGGCGCCAGUUGGGAUUGGGCUUGAGGGGUAUCUGAGGAGGAUUCAUACGUAUUGUCCGAUGAGCACUGCGGUCUAUAUCGCGGUGGGGAGGUAUUUGCAUCGACUGGUUAACCCACCUACGACACCCAUAUUCUCUUCACCAUCGUCAGACUCAUCGAUAUCCAGCACAGCAUCAACCAACACCCCAAUUUCAGUAACCCCCCUCAACAUCCACCGCCUCGCCCUGGCCUCCCUCCGCCUUGCACAGAAAUUCUUCGAAGACAAGAUCCAUUCGCAGGGAAGGUUUGCAAAGGUUGGCGGGGUUGCGGUGAGGGAAUUGGGGAGGUUGGAGGUUGGGUUGUUGUUUUUGUUGGAGUGGGAGGUUGGGUUGGGGGGAGAUGUGGAGGGGUUUGUGAGGGGGAUGGGGGAGGUUGUUGGCUGGGCGUGGCGAACACCGAGACCGAGUCAGGAUGGAGCAGCUGGAGGGGAAGGAGAGGGAACGCCGAACACGCCGGUUGUGGAGAAUGGGGGUGUGCAGACGGUUACGGACGGCGUUUCGGUCAUGGCGACCACAUCGUGA